GCAUCAUGGCCUGCUUGCAUUUUACUACAGUUGUGCCAGUGAAGGUAAUGAUAAUGACUAUUUUGAUGUCAGUGUUUUUUUCCCCAUAUAUUAAGACAGGAUUUUGCCUGAAGCGGACUGUGGCCUGUAGGCCUUUUUGUACUGGGAGUGACUGCAUCACUGUAAACCUGGACAGAGUGGAUUUUCAAACAGCUGAGGAAGCAUGCCGUGACAAGAACGGAGAACUAAUGACAUGUCGGUCCGAGACAGAUGAGAGCACACUCGGCAUUUUGAGUCAAGAAUUGUAUGGACACUUCUGGAUUGGACUGCAUUUACCAGCUGUCUCCUGCAGCAACCUUUCAGCUCCACUGAGAGGCUAUGAGUGGACAUCUGAUAGUGUGCACCGCAGCUUUAGUCCACACUUCAGCCCCUGGAAAGACAGCGUUAAAGUCUGCUCUCCCCGCUGUGUGUCACUUUCCAACGAUCAAAAGUGGACAGAGAGGCUGUGCUCAGACAAAACUGAUGGCUUUCUGUGCAGAACAAAGCACAAAGAUGCAUGCCAGGCACGGGAAUUAUCAGAUCCAAAUGUGAUCCGAAGCUCUAAAGGCUGUUCAAGUGCUCCUUGUCAGCAUACAUGCACCGAUGUAAUAGGAGGUUAUAUAUGCUCUUGUUCCAGAGGAUUUAUACAAGACAGCAAGCAACCCGGAAAGUGCAAAAUUCACUGUGCUCAACAGAAAUGUCCUGCGAUAUAUGAGGGAAUUUUACCCUACUGUGCUGCUGGCUUUGUAUUCAGUGAAACGUUUUGUGAGGACAUUGAUGAAUGUGUGAACUAUGGAUGCGAUCAGGAGUGUAAGAACACUUUUGGAAGUUUUGUGUGCUCCUGCCGGGAAGGAUUUGUACUGAAAGAUCAAGUCAAAUGCAUCAAAGCAGAGGGCAGUGAACGUUUUGUUGUCACAACUCCUAUCGUCUUAGGCUUUGUUAAACCAGCCACCAAUAAUCAUACGCUGAAGGGUUCUUCAGCGCCUGCUGGCGGUUUUCUCUGGAUGUGGAUUUUCGGCGUGGUGGCUGUGGUGCUGUUUAUAUUUGUGGUAAGGUUUUAUGUUGUGAAACGUCAGAAGCGCAGAGAACAAAACUCCAAUCAGCAGCCUACUGUUCCUGUGGACAAUAAUGAGUGUGAAAUCCAGUCCAAACAAUGAUGAGCACCAACUCCACUCCUGAAUCUAGGUUCCUCUUCUCACAGACUGUAAGGACACACAGAACACAGACAUCAUCACC
Anarrhichthys ocellatus (wolf-eel) is the source of this 1254-nucleotide messenger RNA. Its product is annotated as thrombomodulin-like. Gene Ontology annotation, molecular function: calcium ion binding. The record is from RefSeq and is a predicted model, not a curated record. Lineage: Eukaryota; Metazoa; Chordata; Actinopteri; Perciformes; Anarhichadidae. The transcript has 2 exons. Bases 6 to 1175 code for a protein of 389 amino acids.